UUGCGUUAAUUUUCUCUGUAUUUCAUAAAAUUAAGUAGAAUGCACUUUUUUCUAUAUUUUGUCACAUAUAUUGAUUCCGUUGAAUGGAAUUUUAAUAAAAUACAGCAUUCUAGCUUAACAAAGUUUGGAGUCUUUAAAAGUAUUCUUAUGUAAGUGGAUGAAUGGGCUCCGAAAACGAUUCAAUAAACAAUUUUAACGAAAGUGGUAAGUAUUUUUUGAACAACAGACAGCUUGCGCAGGAAAUAAUUUUGGUGCUAUUAGUAAUUGAAAGCAAGAAAAUAUGUGCGUUUAGGAGCGACAUUCUAUUUCUAAAUAGUACUUGUUUAAAGCCUUAAAGUCGAAUCUCAUCAUAUAUUCGGAUUAGAGCAGCUAAGUAUAUGCUAACAGAUACAGAUUUCCGGAAGAAAAGACAGACUAUAGUCCCCUCCGGUGUUUCAAUGGACUAAAAAAGAAAGACAGUGAAAAAGAAAAAUCAUCGGGAAUCCUUAUAGAUAUUCAAAUAUUUAGAAAUGGCUUGGCGGCCGUGUAAAAGUGCCUUGAUUGAAAUGGUGACCAUUAUAGCCAUAUAUUGCACUUCUGCUCGCGGACUGAAAGUUUGCCAUGGAACGUCAGAAGGGAUAGUAUGGGCAACAAAUUCUGACUCCCAAUAUGCCAUGUACAAAAACCGAUAUACGAAUUGCUCAUAUGUUUAUGGAAACCUCGAAAUCACCGGUUUAGAGGGUGCCUACGACCUGGGAUUUCUCAAAGAUAUUGAAGAAAUUGAUGGAUAUUUGCUUGUUGCGAAUGUGUUCUCAAACUACCUUAAUCUUACAAAACUGAGGAUUAUUCGAGGAAAUAAAUUAUUCCCCGUAGGCAAAAAUAACUACAGUAUAUACAUCGCCUUGAACUAUAACCCGGAAAAUAUCACACAAGGCCUGUUGGAACUUCAGUUCAAAAGUUUGACGGAAAUUGUCAAGGGUCAAGUGUACUUCAAGAACAACAAUCUGUUAUGUUUUGAGAAUACGAUAACAUGGAAUGACAUCAAUCCAUACACAUCUCCACCCGCUAGUUUCAUUUUUGAUUCGUUGACGUACAGACGACAAUGCCCAUCAUGCCCAGAAAAUUGCUUUAAUCCAGCAAACCAAUAUCGCCAAUGCUGGGGAAGCUCACCGGAUAUGUGUCAACAAUUAAAUUUCAUAAAGAAAGUGUGCAGUGAUUCAUGCCAUAAUCGAUGCUACGGAAGUGAUCAGAACGGAUGUUGUCAUUCUGAAUGUGCAGCUGGUUGUAGUGGUCCACUGAAAACAGACUGCUUUGCUUGUAAAAAUUUCUACUAUGAUGGUGAGUGUUAUGAAGAGUGUCCAAAGUUGAAGGUUGGUGCAGACUAUACAUAUUCUCUUGGCUCUCUCUGCUUAAGGGAUUGUCCAGUGUACAUGCUUAAAGAUAAGAGAUCUUGUGUGAUGAAGUGUCCGGUAGGAAAAUGUCCAAACGAAAGUACAAAUGUCUGUGAGCAAUGCACACAUGUCCAAAAAUGUGCUGGUCUAUCUGCCUCUGAAUAUCUGCAUAGUGAAAAUAUAGAAGGCUUUCGGGACUGUGAGAUUAUUGAAGGAAACCUGAAAAUUUUGAAAGUCUCCUUUUAUGGGGACCCACAUUCUGGAACCGAAGUCAUUAAGCCAAAUGAUCUGCAAAUAUUGAAAGAUGUUAAAGAAAUUAUUGGCUUCCUCUCUAUACAGGAAACCCCAUCUGAAGUUAAAGAUCUUUCAUUUCUAUCCGGGCUUGAAACAAUUCAUGGGAGAAUUACGUCUUCUGGUAAUGCCCUAACUAUUUUAAAAACAGAAAUAGAGAACCUCGGCUUGAUUUCUUUACGACAUGUUCACAAUGGAGAUGUACUACUUGGCUUAAACGCUCGCUUGUGUUUUAUAUAUGACCUAGAUAUGAAUUCAAUACUAACUGAAAGCACUCAAAACUUCCGAAGUAUUGAAAACCGUGAUAAAUCGAAAUGUGAUGCUCUUGGACUAGUAUGCAGCUCUAGUUGUUCACACCAUGGAUGCAUGGGUCCUGGCAUUCAUAACUGUCUCAAGUGUGACAACACCAGUUACAGUAUAUCUGACGAUAACGUUUGUCUUGAAGGAUGUAGUAACAGGUCUUUGUUCUUUAUAAGUGACAAUGGAUGUCCAAAAUCGUGUCAUGAGCAGUGUGCGACAGGAUGUUUUGGACCGGGUACAGACCAAUGUUUUGAAUGCAAACAGUUGAAGCUUUUAGGAGAAGGCAACGAGUUUCAGUGUACAGCACAGUGUCCGCUAUUUACAUAUCCUGACGUAAAGAAUGUUUGUCGUCAGUGCCACGUAGCCUGUGCUGCAGGUUGUACAGGACCAUCCUCGGUAGUAAAAGAAGGUGGAUGUAAUUCUUGUUUACUCGCCCUUAAGCAAUCACAUGAGAAUGAUUCUGUUGUAUGUUUGCCGAGGAACCAGACAUAUUGUCCUGAAGGAUAUUAUAAACAACGGCAAAUAAUAAAUGUGACUCUACCGCCUAAAAGAAUAUGGGUUUGUCUGCCAUGUGAUGACCAGUGUAACUUAUGUUAUGGACCAGGAAACACUAAUUGUUUCGAAUGUCGAAAGCUGCGAUACUUAAAUAGCAUCUGUGUAAAUGAAUGUCCACCGAACAGCUUUUUACAAGGUGACGAAUGUCUACAAUGUCAUGAUCAGUGCACAGAAGGCUGCCAUGGUAACAGUUCUACUGAUUGUAGUGACUGUUUAAAUUUCAAGAUUAUCCUUAAUGACGAAUUAAAAUCAUUUGCUUGUGUCGAUAGAUGCCCAGAAUAUCUGCAAGACUUAAGUAAAGACGUUGAUGGAACUAGUAAGGCAGUGUGCACUAAUAAAACGACAGUCACAGGUAAGAUCAGUGGCGACAACACAAGAACAUUUAUUAUCGAAGCCAGUGCAAUAGCUACUGCUACAGUAGUGAUUUUUAUAGUCGUAACUUUAUCUGUGUGUUUGUGGCGGAGAAAGCGCAAAAGAAAAAGACAAUUAAGUAGAAACGAAACUACAGAACUGAUGAGCAAAGGGUACACGUUUUUCUCAACUGAAGAGCCAUUGUGUCCUACAGACGCAAAACCAGACCUCUCUAAGCUCAGAAUUAUUAAGGAAUCAGAGUUGAGACGUGGGGGAGUUAUUGGAUCUGGAGCAUUUGGCAUGGUAUACAAGGGAUUCUGGGUACCCCAAGGAGAGAAUGUGAAGAUUCCAGUGGCCAUUAAAGUGUUACGAGAAGGAACCAUCUCACUAAAUCAGCACCACGAACUGUUGGAUGAGUCCCGAGUUAUGGCAUCAGUAGAACACCCAAGCUGUGUUAGGCUAUUGGCUGUUUGUAUGGCCUCACAGAGGAUGAUGAUGAUUUCACAGUUAAUGCCGUUGGGAUGUUUAAUAGGAUACAUAAAGAAACACGAGGAUAUUAUUGGAUCCAAGACGUUACUUAAUUGGUGUGCGCAGAUAGCACGGGGUAUGGUUUACCUUGAAAAAAGAGGUAUCGUCCAUAGAGACCUGGCUGCUAGAAAUAUAUUAGUUCAAACCGCUGAUCAAGUAAAGAUUACAGACUUUGGUCUUGCCAAACUUCUAGAUUAUAAAAAAGAUGAAGUCCAUGCCACAGGUGAAAAGGUACCUAUAAGGUGGCUGGCCCCUGAGUGUAUACAGGACAGAAUAUACUCACAUAAAUCAGAUGUAUGGAGUUACGGUGUUACACUUUGGGAAAUGUUUACUUACGGUGCAAGACCCUACGAAAAAGAGAGACUUCGAGAUGUUCCUGACUUAAUCGAGAAGGGAGAACGAUUGCCUCAACCUGCUAUCUGUACAAUUGAUGUGUAUAUGAUCAUGAUCAAAUGUUGGAUGUAUAAUGCAGAACGCCGCCCGUCCUUUGUUGAACUGGCGGAAGAAUUUGCAAAAAUGUCACGUGACCCAGGACGUUAUCUGGUUAUACAGGGAGAUAAAAUGAUGAAGUUACCAGCUUAUCUAGACAUCAGUGAUUACAAGGAUCUGCAUACAGACACCUGCGCAGAAGGACCAGAGAAAUUAAUUGAGGCAGAUGAGUACUUCAGAAUUUCACUCCCGGAACCUUUAGUAGAAGACAGUCAUAACAGUGCCAGUAUUUCACCAGCUGACGUGCACAUACACUUGGAUAAAGACGGAUACUUACAGCCUAAGUCGGCGCCUCCUAACAUGUACAUGGAUUUGGAAAGCAAUGAAGAUGAUAAAAACAAGAAGUAUAAAACACAGACUACUGCAAUAAAUGACAGAGGCAAUAUGGGUUUGGUGACAAUGUCUGAACCUUCCGGCUGUCUUCAUCCCGAAAAUGUUCCUGCAGAUACAAUAGCACUCGAGGAUGAAGAUAUGCAACACAAGAUGACAUCUCCAAACCAACUUUAUUUAAACUUAGAAAAUGAUGGUGAUAAAGGCAAGAAGUUUAGACCACAGACUGCUUGGAUAAAUGAGAAAGAGGGUGAUAUGAGUUUGGAGACAACAUCUGAACCUUCCGGCUUUUUUCAUUCCGAAAAUAUUCUAAUUGAUACGACAGAACUUGAAGAUGAAGAUUUGCGACGCAAGAUGACAUCUCCGAGCCACCUUUAUUUGAACAUGGAAAAUGAUGAUGAUAAGGACGAGAAGAUGGCACUUCUGAAUCGGGCAAUAGAUAGCAGAAAUGACGAUAAAAGAAGUCGUUUUGAGUUCAAAAAUAAAAGUAGGAGUAGUUUUGAGUCCAAACACAAACGUGCGAGUCGUUUUGAGUCUAGAAACACAACUGCAAAUCGUUUAGAAUCCAAAAACAAAGCUGUGAAUACUCUUGAGUCGAGAAAUGAAACCAUGAGUAGCUUUAUGUCCAAAAACGAAACCGAAAGGUCUUUGGAGACCAAGUACGAGACUGCCAGUUGUUUUGAUUCAACAGAUGCAAUAGGGUAUUGCUCUGCGCCGGAAACUUUUCUUGCAGAUACCACAGUAUUCAAGAAAGAAGUAAUUCAACAGAAAAAGACAUCCUUAAGCAUGAAUUUAUUAUAAUGAUUUCUGAACUGAGUUCCUGUAAACUUUGGAUGAUUAAUGUACAAUCUGUACAUUCGAUGUACCCUCUUAUUAGUCAAAAAUUGCCGAUUUCCUGUCAAACGCCAAAGUUGUUUUGAGUUGAUAUAACAACGCUUACAAAAUUCGUUCUGUAAGUAUUGCUUGAGUUUAAAUCUCAAAGACAAUCUUUAGGUCGACCUAAAGGCAUACAAUGGCAAAAGUGAUAAUAAAUGAGAGUUCCGCAAAGUUUGCAUAAUUGAUUAAAUAGUUUAUUUAAAGCAGCAUGAGAUGUAUAUAUAUUCAAUAUACUGUAUACAACAAAACGUCAUUCAACUCUAAAGUCUCAUAACAGUUUCACCUUCUGUCACUGUGGUGACUUUGUUCUAAAAAAAAAUGAUAUCCCUUUGGGUUUCCUUGGGGUACAUUAAUGCAGUGUCUACACAUGAUCAUGAAUAAUUAAAAUUAAUAUUCAUUACUUUCCAACAAAACAACUUUGAGCAUAAACUAAUGGCUUCCUGGUAAGCCGCAAAUGUUUCAACAAGAAAAAUUCAAAACUGCUUUUUGUCUCAGUAUUAGCAACAAAUCUGACAUAUACCCGAGACUAUUAGUAAAAAUCAUUAGGAUAGAAGAUACGUCAGUGUUGAAGAGUUCCUAAGAAUUGAACGACUAUAUAUGUGAUCCUGUAUUAAAGAGAGUUAAGUCUUCGUUUCUGACUGAAAAUUCAACAAAUGUUUUGCGAAUACAUGGAUGGGAAUAUAUUAUCUAUGCAUCAAGAUGAGUCCGAGCAUUCAAAUGAUAUACUCAUGUCACUGCUUGGAUUCGUGUACAUCCUCAACAAGGGACAGCACCUUUUAUAUAGGAGAUGAAUUGGCAUUUCAAAACUCUCUCUAGGCAAAAUCUUAAUAUCGGCACCGGCUCUGAUUCUGGACAGCUGAAAAAAUAAAUAAAGGUUUACAACUAGAAGAUUUUGUUGGAAUUAUUCAAGGAAAAAGGAAGUUAAACAGGAAAAGCUACAAAGCAUGAUCGUGUAAAUUAAUCGCUUGCCACACAGAAGUUACACUAGCACAUAUAUCAGAAGAAAAUGACUUUGUGCAUUAUCUGUGCGACACAUUUUGAUUUGAAUACAACUACAACAUUAUGACCCUAGAUCGCUCAUCCGAGUUUCACAGCUCAGAUAUGUUUCUUUGCGACUAUGAUAAUGGUUCAACAAUUUUGGGAGGGGGCCACCAAAGAAAGCUUUUUUUGUGUGUAAUAUUAUCAUGAAUCCGAACAAUUUCAAACUAGAUGUUUUAUUUUCAAAGUGUCCUCUAUAUACCUAAAAUCCGUGAAGAUGUCGGCCGAUUUUUGUUUAGAAAUCGGGGAAGCCAUCCUUGUAAAAUCUUCACCAAAGGAACAUUUAAGAAGUUAUAUAAAGUGUUGGUUGCAACUUUGUAGUAAUUAACAUAUGAUUAACAAUAUCAGCCCUGAUCGUAGAUUAUUCAUCCUUUUUAUGAAAAGCGUGUACCAUUGUUCAAAUUAUGUUAUGACUUUGUAUAUUAAUAUUAUUAUACAUUUUCUUCAUGUCCAAUUACGUUUGAUCUUGUACUCGACAGAUAUUUGAUAUUAUUUAUCAUAAUGUUAUGUUUUAUACUUACAUUCUCAAUAUAUCCAAAGUUAUAAACUACUCGUGUACACAUAUACAAAAAACCUAGUCCACAUU
Mercenaria mercenaria is the source of this 6714-nucleotide messenger RNA. RefSeq names its product receptor tyrosine-protein kinase erbB-4-like. Gene Ontology annotation, cellular component: basal plasma membrane; signaling receptor complex. Bases 510 to 5015 code for a protein of 1501 amino acids. Gene Ontology annotation, biological process: positive regulation of kinase activity; multicellular organism development; positive regulation of cell population proliferation. The transcript is spliced from 30 exons. The record is from RefSeq and is a predicted model, not a curated record. NCBI's taxonomy places the organism in Eukaryota, Metazoa, Mollusca, Bivalvia, Venerida, Veneridae. Gene Ontology annotation, molecular function: transmembrane receptor protein tyrosine kinase activity; ATP binding.